CCCCGGCCAAGACCUGGCCAGGGCACAGUAGUGACACAUAGUCCAUCAUCUGCAUUCCACCCAUUGCCAGGACCUUUGUCUUUCUGUCGCAUCACAAACAGGCAAACAAACAAUAGCAACAACACCACGAGGCAAAGGCAAAAGAAAAGGCGGAGGCUGAGGAGGAGGAGGAGGAGAAGGAGGAGAAAGAGCAAGAACACCACUAAAGGCGGCAAUAAAAAGUUUGCUUUGUUUCUGGGUGUCGACACAUUCUUGCUUUGCUCUCUGGCCAAAACGCCUACCCUCCUGUUAGCCAGAAAACCAAAAACGGUGUCGUCCUUGUCAGCCGCCUCUGGGCACUCAAUUAGGCCCAAUUCAACGCAACUUGAAAGCAACUACAGCAACAAUAGCAACAUCAGGAGGAACAUCAACAGCAGAACCAGUGAAAGGAGCAGGAGCGGGAGCAGGACAGGCAUCAGCAGGACCAGGAGCAUUAGAGCAGUGAAGCGACCACGCCCACGCAGGGGCCGGCACACAAAAACGGCGACACCAAUCUGACUACAAGUGACAACGCCCACAAAAGGUGGGGCGUGGGGGGCAUCGAGUUGAUGCCACAAUGAAACUGAGCGUGAGCGCGUAUCGGGCGCAUGCAUCCGCACACAAGAAGAUCCUCUCCAGCGGCUAUCACUCACAGCUCAAUUACGGCAGCACUGGAGCAGCAGCAUCAUCCUCGUCGUCGGGGGCCACUGCAACGGGCCUAUAUACGAUGGAAACGCACGAUCACGAGCACGGCGCUGGAAAGUUCGUCAAGGAUGUGGCACGCCAGAUUCACGACUGCAACAGCGACACGGAUGUCAUAAGUCCAACGGGGACCAGUAGCUCUGGCGGUGGGGCUGGCGGGGCCAGCGGUGUUGCCGGUGGUGCUGCCGCCGGCGAAAGCUCUGGCGGCUAUCACAAGCGACACCAUAAGAUGGCCCAUGACGAUGACAACCACAGUGCGCCGCAUUCCUCGGAUAGCAAGAGUCCCAGUCAGAGGAAAUCGCGUAUCGGAGAUGGAGCUUCAGAUCCAGAUUCCGAUUGGACACGAUCGAACCAGCGCUGGAUGAAGCUACGCACCACCGUGCAGAUCUCGUCGGCGAUACAGAAAAAACCACCGCUCAAGCGCGAAGACUCCUUCCUGAAGCGUUUCUCGACUAGACAGAUACCCGAAACACAGGAAACUGUUGAAGAUACGGGUUCAGAAAGUGCCUCUGGUGACGUCGACAAAAGUGUUAAACGUAGACGACGCUAUCUGCAGAAACGACGAUCCGUUGUUAAUCCAGAUGAAAAUUUUUACUUCUAUUGGCUAAUGAUGGUAACUGUAUGUGUUCUAUAUAAUCUAUGGACCCUAAUUGUGAGGCAGAGCUUUCCUGAACUGCAGCAAGCUGUGCCUACCUUUUGGCUUAUCUGCGAUUCGAUGACAGAUGUUGUAUUUAUCUUAGAUAUAAUAGUUCAAUUACGCACAGGCUAUCUGGAGCAGGGCCUAAUGGUAUAUGAUGACAGGAAGCUGGCCUGCCACUACGUUCACUCGCGUGACUUCAUCUUCGACAUGAUAGCGCUGAUACCAUUGGAUCUGCUGCAGCUCAAGAUGGGCACCCAUCCGCUUUUGCGUUUUACGCGCUUUUUUAAAGUUUAUCGAUCUGUGAGAUUUUAUUACAUCGUAGAGAGUAGAACAGUUUGGCCAAAUUUAUGGCGCGUUGUUAACCUAAUUCAUAUCCUGUUAAUAUUGGCACAUUGGUUCGGUUGCUUCUAUUUUUUACUCUCAGAGGCGGAGGGUUUCCAGGGUGAUUGGGUCUAUCCUUACAGGCCGGGUGACUAUGCCACCCUCACGCGGAAGUAUCUGGGCAGCCUCUACUGGUCCACCCUGACGCUGACCACCAUCGGGGACCUGCCGACGCCCGAGACGAAUGCAGAACCGAACUUUUCGGUGGACGGCCCAAGAUCAAUACCUAGACGUGGCAUUAAAUCACGCCUGCUUCAGUUUGGCUCUAGCUAUGGAUAUAUUUUUACGAUCGUCAGUUAUUUGAUUGGUGUUUUUAUCUUCGCGACAAUUGUUGGCCAAGUGGGCAAUGUGAUAACGAAUCGGAAUGCGAAUCGUCUGGAGUUCGAACGUCUGCUGGAUGGGGCCAAGACCUACAUGAGGCAUCACAAGGUACCAGGUGGGAUGAAGCGUCGCGUGCUGCGAUGGUACGACUACAGCUGGUCGCGGGGGCGGAUACAGGGUGGCGGCGACAUCAACACAGCUUUGGGCCUGCUGCCCGACAAACUGAAAACCGAAUUGGCCUUACACGUGAACCUGAGUGUGCUGAAGAAGGUUACCAUAUUCCAAGAGUGCCAGCCGGAGUUUCUGCACGAUCUCGUGCUAAAAAUGAAGGCUUACAUCUUUACGCCGGGCGACUCCAUCUGCCGCAAGGGUGAGGUGGCCCGCGAGAUGUUUAUCAUCGCCGAUGGAAUCCUGGAGGUGCUCAGCGAAACGGGCAAGGUGCUGACAACAAUGAAGGCUGGCGAUUUUUUCGGCGAGAUCGGCAUCCUCAAUCUGGACGGGCUAAACAAGCGCACUGCGGACGUUCGUUCUGUGGGCUACUCGGAGCUCUUUUCGCUUUCUCGCGAGGAUGUACUGGCAGCCAUGAAGGACUAUCCGGAUGCGCAAGAGAUCCUCCAGACUCUCGGACGCAAGCGUCUCAUGGAGGUGCGUUGCGUGAACAAGAAGUACGCGAAGGCGGCGCUCGAAAAGGAGAACGCGGCCUACGCGGCGGCCCAUCCGCACCACCAUCAGGCCCAUCACCAGGGACAGGUGCACCAGAGCGAUAGCAGCGAGAACAGUGCAUCCAAGAAGAUUGUGGACAAGCUGAAGCACGAUGUGAAGGGUUUUCGUAAUGUGCUGAAGAAGUCCAGAACCUCCCGGAAGAGCGACGAGUCGCUGGAGAUGCAACCGCUGCACAACACCUCGCCGCGCGGCAGCAAGAUCAUGCUGAAGCGCAUGUCUCGCGUACGGUCAGACGAGAAGGACGCAGACACCGCCGAUGCCAAGGACGAGCUGCACGACAAGACCCCCAGUCCGAUUGGGGCCGGGCUCCCAUUGCUGCAGCGUUUGCGGCUGCUCAAGGAAAAGCAGGAAUCGAUACAGGAAGAGCCCGAACGAGAGUUCAACGAAGGCUUUCCCCUGAUCCAGCGAUUGCAGCAGUUGAAAAUUAAGAACGAGCCGCAAGCGAACGCCGGAGGCGAUUCCGGCCUCGUAAUGGUCAAGACGCCUCCCAGCAUCAGCAGCAAAAUUGACUUCGGAGGAGCGGCAGCAGCCGCAGCAGGAUUGGGAACAGGACUCCCCUCGGGAAGUCAGCUGCUGACAGUCGCGCAGAUCAAGCCCAUCAUGAAGGUUUCCUUCAAGCAGAAGAUACAGCAAAUGCAGGGCGGCGGGGCAAGUGGAUCCUCGCCGGGUCCCAGUACCGGAGCGAUAGCCAAGAAGGAGCCCCCCAAGUCGCUGGCUCUGAUUGCCAAGCAUGCUUCAACGUUGCCUCUACCACCAGCGAUCUUAGCGGAGGAAACAGCAUCGGGGGGUGUGGGAUUGGGAGGGGGAGUAGGACCUGGCCAAGCCCUGGCCAUAGCCACGAUAUCGAAGAAGGUGACCAAGCCGUCCUACAAGCUCAACACUCCCAUGCAAUCAGACACGGACACUGACGGCACGCCCAUCUCCAAGCCCUGGUCCAAACUGAAGCUAGCGACGCUCAUGUCCUCCAGCUACACGAGCCUUACCAACUGCUCGCCGGACGACCUGGCCACGCCCCUGAAAAACUACUCGCUGAGCAACAUUCCGCAGCAGAUGGAGGCCACCGCCCAGGCCCAGGCCCAGUCCCAGUCCCUGUCCCGUCCGCGUCACCACAGUGCCAGGAGCAGCUCCAGAUCGCCCCGACACGCUCAUGGUCAUGGCCACAGUCAUGACUCUACCAGCAACACCAGCUCUUCGGCCAGCCAGGCGAGCACCAAGCGGGAGUGCCUACGCCUGCAGAAGCCCGAGCAGCAGCUGCCGGAUGGAGAACUGGCUGAGCCGCGCCGAAAGUUCUACCAGAGCGUGUUCGACCUGUCGCCGGAGUACAGUGGCCUGCCGUUUGUCAAGCGGCUGAAAAUCCUCAACGAGCGGCAGAAACUAGCGGAGCUGGAGAAGGCCCUACAGACGCGCAGCUUCAGCCUGGACUGCUCCAAGUCCGACCAGGGAGGGAAUCUGCCCAUCACGGAGUCGCUCUAUCGCUGCUACAGCGAUACCUCCGGCAUCUACUCACAGUUUCUCAGUGCCUACGAGUCCACCACCAGUUCCACAUCAAUAUCGACCAAUACAUCCGCCUCGGCAUCGGCCUCUGCAUCAGCAUCGGACACCGGUAACUCCCGGCAUGGACAGAUGCAGUACGUGCCGCUGCCCCUCAGUCCGGAAUCGAAUGAAACCGUCGAGCGUCGGAAGCUAAAAAGCAUACUCAAGAAGCUGCAGAAGGGCGGUGGUCCCAAUGGCGGAAGCGGUGGCAGCGGCAACGGCAGCGGAGGCGGCAUCGGCGGAGGUGAUGCCCAAGACGAGGCGACUGCCACAGUCACAGCCACGGCGCACGCGCAUGCGUCGAGAGUGCUGCUGGCGGAGCCGACCUUGGAAGGCCCGCCCGCCAGUGCCAAAGAGGAAGGUCAGUUCGCUGCCUUUGGCGGCGCUUCCGGCGUGGCCCAUUCGCAACAUUCGCAGCACGCGAUCGUGUUAAGUCCGAGUAACGGUAACGGUAACGGUACCGCUAACGGUAACGGUAAAAAUGCGUCUAAUGGUAGCGGUAGCGGUAUGGGUACCGUAGCUUUCUCUUCUAAUCCGAUGUAUCCGUUUUCGAUUCCGGUUGCGGUUCCACUUCCGGUUUCCGAGACAAACAUAUGGUCGCCGACGUUGACGUUGGUAACGCCAACGAAUUCGCCCCAAGAGAGUUUCGCGUUCGAGCUGCAGCCCCAGAGUCAGUCUCAGCCGCAGCCGCAGCCGCAACCUCAUCUCCAGUUCCCACCUCCACCUGUAUUGGAGGGAACUGAUAGCGACGGCAUUGGCGGACUCGUUGCUGGCGUUGGCAGCGCCUCAACGUCGUCAGCCUUAGGAGCAGCGGCCUCAUCAUCACUCUUAUCAUUAUCAGCAGCUGGAGCAGCAGGUGGAGCAGCAGCAACAGCGGCAGCAGCAUCGACCUCAUAUGUCGUCGAAUGCUCGUCGUCGUCGGUGUCAUCGAAAUCGAAUCAGAUACUCUCACAGAAUACCGAAUUUCAUGCUCAAUCCACAACAUCCACAGAUUUGAAUUUGAAUUUGCAGCUCAGACAGAACACCACCACCUCCACCACGAACAAUGCGUUGGCUGGUGGCAGCCAGGGGCCCAGGCCCGAAGGAUUUCCAGAAGCGCAGGACUACUUCAAUCAGAUACUCAGCGGCAUCAAUCACGUGAUCAAGACGCACAUGAACGAAAUGCACUCGAAAUUCGAGACGCAGUUCUCGAGCAUGGCCGGGGAGGUGCGCCGUCGCGAUGCCAUCAUUGCCCAGCUCCAGCUGAAGCUGCGAUCCAUCGAGCAGAAGUCUUCUUCAACAGCUUUAUCCUCGGCUGCAGUUCCAUCCUCAGUCCUCGCUAUAGCCCGCCGGCAGAAGCGGGAGAAGCUCUCGCAGCUCUCGGUGGACGACGAUGAGCCGGCGGAAGAGGAGAACAGUAGUUCGGGCUCCUCCGCAGAGCUUCUCUUCAUGCGCGGGGAUUCCCUGGACACGGUGUUUACCUCUUCGCCACCAAUUCAGGGCGGCCGACGCAGUAUAUCACCCGGCCCAGGACCGAGUCGGCAUCAUGCCGCUUCGGCCAAUGCUCUGAACUGUCCCAGCAGCUACUACAGCGGGCCGGGCACGCUGAGCACACGGCAUGCCCAGAGCCAUCCCAGCUUCUAUACGGGGCAGGGGAAUGGACGCAGCAGCAGCAGAGGAUAUCGUGAGUGGAGUGGAGCCGCUGGCGAUGGCAGGUUCAGUGGGACGGACGGUAGCGGACCCAGUGGCAUGGUGGUCUCGGACGUAACGGGCAACCUCACACGGCUCUCGGAUAGCGUGAUUCUGGACAUUGGUGAGAGCUCCAGCUCGAGCUCCUCGUCGAGUAAGCUGAAUAUUGCGGAAGAGGAGGACGACGAGGAUGAAGAAGAAGCGGAAGCGGAAGCAGAGGCCGAGGCGGAUGAAGAACUUACCGCCAGUGGGACCGGGAACAACGAUUGGGAGGUGCGAAUGCUGGCCGCCGAGAUGGAGCGGCAGGAACGCAAGCGCGGACACUCACUGUCCGACAAUCUGGGCGACCUGAAACACUGCAGCACGUUCCUCCGUCGGCGCCGCAAGUUCAGCGACACCGAAACGGAGUUCAGCGAGACGGACAUGGACGACCAGUUGGCCAGAGGCUCCGGCGGCCCCAUUGGUAGCGGCACCAGCGGCUUGGCUGGUGAGGCGCCCGCAACAGGAGCUGGACCCACAUCGAGUGGCAGCGGGAUCCAGAGUGGAAGCCAGCGGCCGAGGGCUUCCAGUCUGGACCAAUUCAACCUGCGUUACGGCAUCGGGCGUGGCAUCUUCAAAGCAAUGAGCAUCGAUCGUGAUAAAGACAAGCUUUGAGAACUAUAACCGCGACCAAAUAUCCCCCCAUCCCCUAACCAGAGAACACCUUCCGUAUCCAAUCCCAUAGCAGCCACAACACUGGACGAGGACAACCCAUAAGCAAUUCGGACAGUAUUACAAUGGUACAAGAACUAAAUAUAUAUAUAAAACCCAUAUAUAUAUAUAUAUAUAUAUACAUAUAUAUAUACACUUCGAUAUACAAACUAAAGAGGAAAUAUAGAUCUAUAUUCUAUAUUAUAUGUUUAGCCUUAACGAUCCCCCAAAAUGGAAACCAAAGAAGAAAGAAACCCAAAUAUAGUAUACAUAUAUAAAGUAAAACAU
Molecule: messenger RNA, 6964 nt
Organism: Drosophila persimilis
Lineage: Eukaryota; Metazoa; Arthropoda; Insecta; Diptera; Drosophilidae
Gene: Cngl
Exons: 19
Coding region: 596-6640 (2014 amino acids)
Biological process (GO): monoatomic ion transport; transmembrane transport
Cellular component (GO): membrane
Molecular function (GO): protein-containing complex binding; monoatomic ion channel activity
Source: RefSeq, a predicted model, not a curated record